AAAAUACCGCCUAACUUCUGCUUGGAGAGCAAACUACGUCAUCGGCUCCUGUGUACCCGCAUAUUUGGUGACGAAUACACGUCGUAUGCGGAAGGGGAAGCCAGCUGAUGAAUUUUUGCUAAUUUUACGCGGAAUUUCUCACAUAUUUGGGCGGUCUGCAUGAAUGCAGUGGCACCCGCAGUCAGUCUGGAGGGCGAUGACCAAGAAGUAACCACGGCCACCACGCGCUUGACCAGCAGUCACCAACAUGCAGCCAAUGGACACACAGCUGUUAAUGUAGCCAACGGACACUCUGCCAUCACUGUCGUAAGCGAUGACGAACAGAGCCCCUCUAGUGAGGGCAACCCUGUCGCUAACGCUUUAACCAAUGCCUACUGUGAUAGCGUAGAAAAACUCCCACAAGUCAUCGAAGUUUCUGGUCGAAGUCGGGACGGCGGACCCGGUUCAGUGAUGUUGGGCGGGAAGGUGUGGUUCGUGAAGGACGGGUGCGGCGUGACGUGCGCGGUGUUCACGUACCUGCUGGUCCUGUACGCAGAGUUCGUGGUGAUGGGAGUUAUCCUGUUCCCCUCCAACAGCCUGGUCUACAGUAUCAUCAAUGCAGUCAUAUUCAACUUCUUUGCAUUCCUGGCUGUCGCCUCUCAUGUGAAGGCCAUGCUAACAGAUCCGGGUGCAGUACCUAAAGGCAAUGCUACCAAAGAGUACAUUGAGGGAUUGGGGCUGAAGCCAGGACAGGUAGUCUACAAAUGUUCCAAAUGCAGCAGCAUCAAACCGGAGAGGGCUCAUCACUGCAGUGUUUGCAGAAGAUGCAUUCGUAAGAUGGACCACCACUGCCCCUGGGUCAACAACUGUGUGGGAGAGGGCAACCAGAAGUUCUUCGUUCUCUUUACUAUGUACAUAGCAAUCAUCUCCCUGCAUGCCCUCAUUAUGGCUGGCAUCAAGUUCUUUGGCUGUAUGGACUCACAGUGGGAAGCAGAAUGCAGUAGGUUCUCUCCCCCGGCGACCAUCAUCAUGAUGAUUUUCCUGGUGUUUGAGGGCUUGCUGUUUGCCAUCUUCACUGCUGUCAUGUGUGGCACCCAGCUGCAUGGCAUCUGCAACGAUGAGACUGGCAUUGAACAACUUAAGAAGGAGUCUCCGUCUUGGGAGAAGAAAGGGAAGUGGAUGAGCAUCAAGGCCGUGUUUGGUCAUGACUUUUCGCUGGCGUGGUUCUCCCCCUUCAACCAACCUGACAUCAACAGUGGCAAGAGUCCGCCCUAUCUCUACCAUGUUUAAGAUGAGCACUUGUAUCAACUAUUGUUUAGUACAAGGUUUUUGCUGAGCUAUGGAAAAAGUAAGGUUUAAAGUUCUGUAUGACUCAAAGUAGGUCACUUUGGUGAAAUUAUUGCUCCAAUAAGCUUGUUUUCUCUUUAUUUUCUGUAGUGAAAUGAUUGCAUUCCUAGUCCAAUGCCUUACAGGGUACAUGCAUAGCUUUGCUAACACUUUUAUGGGUGACUGUGGUAAUAGAUACAAUUUUCAUGCAGUAUAAGCAGUAUAAUUUUAUGGGUUUGUAGCAACAGCAUUAGUGAUCAUAACUGACAUUUAAAAAAUUAAUGUAGUAAUGUAGACGGUUCAUGCAGGGAAAGUUGCAAUAUUUUUUCUGUUACUGGAUCUUUUGUAAGACAUACAGAAAAAUGGUUAAGGUUAUUGCAAAAACAUUGAACACCACGUUCGUAUGUUUGAGUGCUAUAUGCUUUUAUUCCUUUGAGAAAUUGAAGACAAGGAAUGAUUGCAUGUUUACACAUAAUACAAUUUCUACCCUUAUGUACAUAGAGUUUACCAAAGCAGGCUAAAUUUGAACGUGUGUUCAUGAAUGUUUCCAAAACAAAGCAUUGACAGAAAGAAGUCAUCUUUGAUCAUGUUAGACAGUGAUUUGCAUUGGGGAUGGGUUUUGUGUGCAUGAAAAAUUUGUGUUUGAAUCACAUGGACAUUAGGAAGUAAAGUUCAUGAAAUACGUCAGGAAGUGUGUAAUGUAAAAUUCUUAAGUAGAGAAAUGUGACCCAGUGUGAUAUGAUUUUCUAUCUGUUACCUGAAUUAUCUGUUUGAAAAACUUGAUUCUUAACUCCCUUUUUGCAUGUGAAACCUGAACAUUUGAAAAAAACUUAAGGUCGUCAAAAGUACUUGCAAAUGUUGCUACUAUUAGGUUUUGUAUUGUUAGAAUUUUAACAAUAUGAUACUUAAUUCCAUGUCUUGUCAAAUUAUUCAUUGCUUUUUCAAGAUGCAGAUAGUAUAGAAUUUGCACAUUUUCAGUCACAGAUUCUUUACAUACACAAACCCUAAACCUUUUUUAUUUCAUAAUGUGCGCAUUUUGUGGAAUAGAUAGGCCAAGCUAUUUUUUGUGCUCUAAUACUUUGUAUACAUUAGUUACAAGAACAAAUAGAUCAAAUGUAACAUGCACCAUCAAGAACUAAUGAUGAAGACUUGAUGCUAAGGAAAGCAGAUGUGCUGGUAGAUUGAUACAACUUUUGAUACUUCUGAAACGUAAAAAAAGCAGCGUGUACUGCAUGGUACUUGUACUUGCACCUCUGGUCAACAAUUUUAUAGUAGCUGAUUAUUGAAACCUGUAGUGGUGAUUGUUGACAUCUGUAUGAAAUUCUGUAAAUACAACAUGUAGAUGGAAGAACAGUGUAGCUCUUAAUGAUGAUCAUAUGCUCAGAGAAAUCGACCACUAAGGAUUAGGUGAUGGAGGGUUAAAAAGUAUCAGAGAAAGAAUUCAACAAUUGCACAGCUGCAUCAUGUGCAUGCUAAUAAUCCUUGGCAAAGCAAGGGCUAAGCAGUGUCGUAAGAUGGAGUAAGAUGAAAUGUGACUUCAAGUUUGUACAAGAAAGCUGAUAGAUACAUUAGAUGGCAUUGAAAAGUGCACAUCUUUUGACUCAUAUCUGUGUACACAUAAUAACGUGCUGCCAAUCUCUCAUGAUGGUAUUCUCUACUCUGUCGUUGACUCUCUGACGUGAAUCUACCUCUGCACAGUGUUGUCUUCAGUAAGCGGCAAAUUCCAGCUGCCUUUGUGUGUAGCUUCUUCUUUGGGAUUAUUCCAUUCAAAAAGGGGGGAGAGUCCAAACUUUCAUUUCCAAGCACUCUAGUCAUUUUUUGUCAAGGAAUUCAAAUAAGUUACACACCAUUACCUUAUUAUGUGACCUGCUUGCCCAUGUAGACAACUUUCUUUUCAUUGUAACCUCCACUCUUUUAGAAUGGAAUAGCCCAUAGAAGACUUGAAGUACUCAUAGUCCUGUAGGUGACAGUGUAGCAUUUCAUAUGUUAAAGGUUCUUUGCAAGCUUGAUCUAACUAUACCUGCGUAGACUGUAGCUGUAGUGUAACUGUCAAUGUGACAAGCAUGGCUCUGAGUUGUAAAAGAUCAACUUGUGACUGAUUUGAGAUUAUGAAUGAAUAAGGUUAAAACGUAGCCUUAAUGUGACUGGUACUGAUUGCUAUGAUGUCAACAGUGACUUCCAGUAUCUCCCAGUAGAAGAUGUUUGUAGUUUUUGCAUCUCUUCUACUGUACAUGUAGUAUAUAUCUGACAGCAUGAAACGUGUGACCUUGGAACAUGACUGUUUUAUGUGGCUGGCCCUCCCCUGCGCCAACAAAUGUCAUGUGAAUUCCAUGUGAGCAAGUAUACAUGUAUACUGUUACUAUGUGCAGUCUUUGAUGCAAUGUAGACUUUGUAGGGCUGUACUUUCUAAUGCUAAUAGACUGAAGUUAUAUUAUGUAGAUACUGGCUUAAAAAUCAAAUCUCUACUCCUCAAAGAGGACUUUAAGCAAGUCACUUUAUUUAAAAAAAUUUAAGUUCAGUCAAAAUGACAAAGAAAAACCUAGUAACCAAGCUAUUGAAGAACAGUUCCCAAUGCAGGGUCAGCAAAAAACAGAUGGGUAAACCAAUGGUAUGUAAUGGAAACACUAAUAAGCACUAUCACAUGUUCCUGAGAUUUUUAUUACUAUAGAAGUGACAUAAAUACUGGUUCAAACAACUUGAACACCAAACAAACAAUAAUUACAAAGAGAUACCAUGGAUCCUGACUGAAAUCAAGCAAGCAACACAAAAGAAUCAAUGAUACUAAAGCAAGAAAAGGAACAUAAAGGAAGUUUUAUACUGUACAUACAUCUAUACUGUUCGUCAUCAGCUUGACUUUGUCUGGCCUUGUUUCCCAUUGGACAUCCAAAAUUGUCUUCAGCUCUUUUGCAUUUAUAGUUAGGGUAUAAAAGACCAGUUUCCUCCAGAUCACUUCAGUGUCACUGACAAAAGAUGGUGGAUGCCAUCUGAAACGUUGGACCAUUUCCAAAAUCAUAUCCAGUUGCUUGAGUAAUUGCUUUUUGGCGUAACUUAUUACCUGGAUGUCUGACAUUCAUAGACGUUUUUUUGCUAUUGAAAAUAUCAUUGUGAGAUUGUUAGAAGCUCUGAAGUGUUGAUGCCUUCAUCAGAUUCUCUGCAUGUUCUGAAAUUAACAGUAGAGUGUAGGCUGAAGAAACCAGAAGUCAAACUGGUAAGGAUGUAUAUAUGAUGAACAAUGUAUAGGAACGGAGGGAAAGAUUUAAUCUUUGAAUGUUUAACUGAGACUUGAAUAAAGGAGUAGGUUUGGAUUGUCAUGUGCAUCUGUAUUAUGUACAUGUACUUCUAAGCAGUGGUUCUCUGAAAACAUUUUUCACUCAGUCCUGAGAGCGAAACAUGAAGUAGAUUACAAAUACCCAGCAAUAACUACUCUCAAUCUCUUUUGCUGUUCCUUAUACCAGAAUUUACUAGAAUAUUUUGCUAAAUGCUUUACCAGUUAUAUCUGUACACACAAAUGCUGUACACUGUAGGCAGUACUUUGUCGUGACAACUAUACUGGCUCAGAUAAUUGCUCUGGUAACCAUCUGAUUCUCCAAUAGAAAGUUGAUGCAACUGUAGAGUAUAUAUAGAUCUUUGAGAAGUGCUGAUUGUAUUGGAUUUGCUCUUUCCAUUGAAUACCAAACAGUGAUUCUGAUUGAAGAAUAUUCUGAAGUUUAUGGACAGGAAAUACACAUGCAAGGGUGAAGGAUUGUACAUAUAAUUUCAAAUGUUGCUGCGGGUACUGUAUUUUUGCAUUUUGAAUAAAUGGGAUGGCUUUGAAAAGAGAAACAAGAAAUGGCCAGUACUUCUGCCUGUCAUCAAUAUGAUGCAACUUCAAUAAAAGUUCAAAGUUGUCAAAA
Branchiostoma floridae (Florida lancelet) is the source of this 5198-nucleotide messenger RNA. Its product is annotated as palmitoyltransferase ZDHHC3-like. The coding region runs from base 160 to 1269 and encodes 369 amino acids. Gene Ontology annotation, biological process: protein targeting to membrane; peptidyl-L-cysteine S-palmitoylation. Lineage: Eukaryota; Metazoa; Chordata; Leptocardii; Amphioxiformes; Branchiostomatidae. The transcript is spliced from 7 exons. Gene Ontology annotation, cellular component: endoplasmic reticulum; Golgi apparatus. Gene Ontology annotation, molecular function: protein-cysteine S-palmitoyltransferase activity. The record is from RefSeq and is a predicted model, not a curated record.